This is a messenger RNA of Chelmon rostratus (copperband butterflyfish), 2573 nucleotides long. It is a transcript of the gene synj2bp, whose product is annotated as synaptojanin 2 binding protein. Gene Ontology annotation, biological process: chemical synaptic transmission. The record is from RefSeq and is a predicted model, not a curated record. NCBI's taxonomy places the organism in Eukaryota, Metazoa, Chordata, Actinopteri, Chaetodontiformes, Chaetodontidae. Gene Ontology annotation, cellular component: postsynaptic density membrane; neuron projection; neuromuscular junction. The transcript is spliced from 4 exons. Gene Ontology annotation, molecular function: protein binding. Bases 114 to 554 code for a protein of 146 amino acids.
CCCACUGUGCCGAAGGAAGCAAAUCGAAACUCCUCAAUGAGUUCACCUUCAGAUCAAUAGUUUGUCCCCCUUUCUCUGAAGUCUUCAUUUUAUUCGUUUGGUGAUUUGACAGAAUGAAUGGCUCCCUGCACUCCUCACCCAACGUGGUGGACAUAAAACUGAAGCGAGGACCGGCAGGCUUGGGAUUCAAUAUAGUUGGGGGCGUGGACCAGCAGUAUGUUGUGAAUGACAGUGGCAUAUAUGUGUCCAAAAUAAAAGAAGAUGGAGCUGCAGCUUUGGAUGGAAGACUCCAAGAGGGGGACAAGAUCCUGGCGAUCAACGGAGUCAAGCUUGAGGAUCGGACACACAAACAUGCGGUGGAGCUGUUCAGGACAGCAGGGGAUGACGUGGAGCUCCGUGUUCUGAAAAAGUUGCCUCAUCACAUGAACGGACCCACAGGCUCGCAACCCGAGCACGAAUCCUCUGUGUCUUCUCUGGGAGUGCUGGCCGCAUUAGCGGGAGUGGCAGCCAUCUUUGCAUUCAUUUACAUGCGGAACCUUAGGAAGCACCUUUAACUCAGCCGACGUCUGUAUGUCAUUUUUAAGAUCAAAAACUUUGCUUAAGGCCAAAGAAGUGAAAGAGGGAACAAACUCAAAACGGUAGACGUUAUUUUCUUGAUUAGUUGGUGUUGGUGUCACUGAUGAGUUUCUCCAUGUUCAUGUGUAUUAUGUGAUUAAUGGUAGCUUCUUCUUGACACCCUUCCUAUGCAAAAGGAUGCUCUCUUACCGCAGAGGUGACUUUUUAAUAGAUAACUUUGUGAUUGUGAGGCGGAAAGAACGAACACAUGACAUUCCUGCUGCUGAGCUGAGCUGGGCUGAGCUCAGGCAGAACAAACAGCUGCCCGUGCACAGCGGUUGUAUAUGCAGAAAACUAUUAAAUCUUUGGGUCAAGUCAGACUGACUCAAGCUUCAGGGUCCAUUUACAAACUGAAAGACAGUGUUGUGCUCAGUCACUCGUUGGCCUCCCUCUACCUCCAUCACUGAAUGGCAGAUCUGUCUGAGGGGCGACGUGACAGGAACCCACUGUUCUUUCAGCUUGUCAGUGUUCAAAAUUCAUGCGACUGGAUUUGAUUUUCAUUUUGCACAGAAUCAUGGGAGAAGUGUCGUCUUGCUGUGGGACGGAAAAAGCCUGCAGUUAAUGUGAUAAAUUGUGUAAUGGUCUUUAGAGUGCCUUUUUCUGUCUGUCCCGAGCGAUGAUAGGGUUUGGUUCUUGUUGCUCCGUAUCAUGAUCAAAAUAAAAGUCCAACCCACUACAUCCAUUAAUACGUCACAUUAAAGGAUGUGGCUGCUGAUAAUCUGUAUUUUCUUAUUGUCCGACAGCCCCACUCUAACAAUGAGUCAGUCCAUCUCUCGGUACUUUCCGACUUCCUCUGCCUCAAGCCCAUUUGUUCAACAUGUAAAUCUUCAUUUUCAGAAAUUGCUCUGUCGGCUCCUGGAACAGCUGGCCACUGUCGGUUUUAGCAAGCUUUACUUACACAGAAGGCAACGGUGUAUUUGUUUGGGACUAUUUCCACCUGUGGAUUAACACACAGUCAGUGCUGUAGUCUGUGUUUCCGGGAGCAGUGCGAUUCACUCAAAAUAAAGUAUAGUGCCCAUAUUCAUGGUAAUGAAGGAACAUGUCACCCGGUGCAAUGUUGUUGCUCACUGAUGCGUUUUUAAUAGUGUUUGGACAACAGUGGAGCUCUAAGGCUCAGAGAAAGAAGAGAUAUCAGACAGCACUUGUCAGUAAAAACACUUCCUUGUUGAUUUUGGUCUUUUAAUGGGAUUGGUUGACAGCGAGAAAAAUACAGAUUAUCACCAGACUUACCCUGUGAAGCAAAGUAUCAGAGUAUCACCAAGUAGUUUCACUUUGAAGCGUUUAUUGUGUCAGUCAGUCUGUGUCCUACAAACAAAUCAUUCCUCAAACACAUAUCAUGUGGUGGGCAGCUCUUUUCUUAACGCUCAGUCACAGCUGAAGACUCUGAGAGACGCUGCCAUGUUUGUGUUGUGUGUCACAGCCAUUUCAGACAUUCUCCUAAUUCAGUAUCGAGGCCAGUGCUUGUAAUCACUUCGCACCUUCUGGUCGGUCAUUUGUCUUGUGGACUGAAUAUGAAAUAUGGAGUUAUUGGUUAUUCAUUUCUGUGAAGGAUCAACAGCUUAACACUAAAAGCAGUUUGAGUCAGUUCACUUUAAAGGAGAGGUUUUGUUUUUUAAAGAAAUUAGUUGCUGUCAACAACUUUUUUUUUUUUGCACUAGACACAAUCUUGGAGCUCCUCCAGUAACGGCCAUAGAGCAGAUGAAUAAGUGAAUUGUGUGUGCUCGGUGUAUUUGUGCCCAUUUGUCAGUCUGCAGUGCAACUAUCAAGCGAUUGUCCCUGACUGUAUGUGGCUCUUGUUGUCUGUAAAUACAUUUCAUGUCGCUCUGCUGAGUGGGAUUGUGAAUAUGUGCAGUAAUGCCAGAAAAGUCGAUCAGAAGCACUAAUAAAUUAUGCAAAUACUGUGUGUUUUACAUCCAAGCACCUACUGUAUUAUUAAAAUUCAUGUUGAAUUCACCUAG